AUGGCAUUGUUCGUCACGUACUACCUACGAUCUACGUCUAUAAAUAGCCUCAUGUACGUCAUGUCCACUACUCGAGCGUUCAUCAAUUCAUUCUUUCUCAUACCAUACGGAAGGAUGAUGGCUAUGGUACGUGCUGCGGCCAUCCUAAUGUUGGCCAUCUAUUCUUCUGUGGCCGCAGGUGGAACGUUAUAUCCGCCUCCAUCAUCGGGUUAUGCAGAGAUUCCUCUUCCACAGCUACCACCAUAUGGACCGGUAUCGUACGUACCCGUGAGGAGGAAUCCGUUCUUGGGAGCACAGUUUAUGAAGCCGAUCGACGUUCCAAUAGCGGAGGGUAGUGUGAAAUGCCGGAGAUGUAACUGCUGCUCUUUGUUGAUGGGUGUGAGCACCAUUGGCGGUGGAUAUUCACAAGUUGGUACCAUCGGUUCGCUUGGUUCACUUGGCUCAGUUAGGCCCGUGAUUUCCGGUGGCCCCGGCGGCAAACAGAUCUGCUGUGAAUGUGGAGCAUGCUCGGACAGACCAUCUAAUGGCUACCCAGUGCCAGUCAUUCCUCCUCGACCUCUCUACCCUUUGCCACAUCCUUCGCCUCCCACACCUCCAUCAGGGCCCUUUCCUCCACCUAAUCCUGUUUACCCUUUGCCACCAGGUUACAAAACAGCGCCAGGGCCAGAAUACCCAGCUAAACCCCCAGGAGUGCAACCUCCCACCUAUUUACCUGGAUUCCCAUCACCUCUCGUGAAACCACAAAUCAUUCCCCCAGCCCCGAUUUCCCCACCGGUGCCAUCAGUUGUUGAACCUCGUGGACCUCCUGCCCCGAUUUCUCCCCCACUAGUCUCACCCGUUGGACCACCUGCACCCCUUAAACCCUCAAUGCCGGAACCGUCUUCAGUCCUACCCAUGGGACCUCCAUCAGUGACACCUUCGGUGUCCCCAGUUUCGGUUAUACAACCUGCUACUCCUUCAUCUCCGUUGUACCCGAUAAGGCCAUCUUCUAUAAUACCACCUCUUCCUUCCUCUUAUGUACGACCACCAACGCCUACUUACGUAACACCGCCACCUCCUCCGCCACCUUCACCGCCACCUCCUCCACCUCCUUCGCCACUUCCUCCAGUCUACCCAAUCCCUCCGGCUCCCACUUAUCCGUUACCGCCGAAACCACCUGUUAUUGUACCCCCGAGCUAUCCCACUGCUCCACCAUCAGGGACGUAUCCUGUACCGAUCGCUAGACCGCCGUCUGCUCCUGCUGAAGGCUAUGCUGGAAUUCCUCUGCCGUCUCCAUCAAUGCAACCGGGUGGCUCAAUCUCUACGAAUCAACUACGCUGUAAAGGCGGAAAAUGGUCAGCGUGUUGCCAAGUUCGAUGCAAUGAUUGA
Haemonchus placei is the source of this 1368-nucleotide messenger RNA. The record is from the annotation of a GenBank genome assembly. Lineage: Eukaryota; Metazoa; Nematoda; Chromadorea; Rhabditida; Trichostrongylidae.